CCAGCUGUUCACUUCAGUGGCGGCUGACAAAACAGCAUCGCUACACAUCAGGGUCCAAGCUGUCAUAAACAUUGUGAAUCCGAUCGAUAUACAGUUGCUCUCUCACAAUCAUAUCACUAACGACACGAAGCAACCAUGGCACCUUUACGACACAUUCUAACCGCUUCUCUGGCCGUCUUCGGCGCCUCAGCAUCCGCCGUCCUGGACCUGAUCCCAUCCAACUUCGACGAUGUAGUCCUCAAGUCCGGAAAGCCCGCACUCGUCGAGUUCUUCGCACCAUGGUGCGGUCACUGCAAGAACCUCGCACCCGUGUACGAAGAGCUUGCCACCAACUUCGAGUUCGCCAAGGACAAGGUCACCAUCGCCAAGGUCGACGCCGAUGCUGAGAAGGAAUUGGGCCGACGGUUCGGCGUCCAGGGUUUCCCUACGUUGAAGUGGUUCGAUGGCAAGAGCGACACACCUGUGGAUUACAGCAGUGGACGAGAUAUCGACAGCCUGACCAAGUUCGUCCUUGACAAGACUGGCAUCAAGCCGAAGGCGGUGAAGAAGGAUGCCGUACAGAGCCCGGUUGAGAUGCUGAACGACAAGACGUUCACGGAGAAGAUUGGCGGGGACAAGGAUGCUUUGGUUGCAUUCACUGCACCAUGGUGUGGACACUGCAAAACUCUAGCGCCGACGUGGGAGAAGCUUGCCUCGGACUUCGCCGCCGAGACUGGCGUUCUGAUUGCCAAAGUCGACUGUGAGGCAGAGAAUGCCAAGGCUACUGCUCAGGAAGCGGGCAUCAAGUCUUACCCUACCAUCAAGUACUACCCGAAGGGCAGCAAGGAGGCCAUCUCGUACGAAGGCGGCCGCUCCGAGGGCGCUCUUGUCACGUUUAUGAACGAGAAAGCUGGUACCCACCGCACCAUUGGCGGCGGCCUCGACGCGCUGGCCGGCACAGUCCCCAGCCUCAAUGAUCUGGUCAAGACGCUCAAGAGCGGCGGCGAUGCUGCCUACAAGGAGUUCGAGAAGGCUGCCGCGGCGGUGCAAGGUAAGUACGGGGAGUACUACUCUAAGGUGGCGAAGAAGAUGGCGGACAACCAAGGCUACGCUGAGAAGGAGUGGACGAGACUGCAGGGACUGCUGCAGAAGGGCGGCUUGGCGCCAGAGAAGAUGGACGACCUUACGAGCAGGAGCAAUAUCCUGAGCAUUUUCCGGGGUGGUGACGAUAUUGAGGACGAGCCGAAGGAGGAGCUCUAAACGGGAUGGCCAUACUAUACUUGAUGUAUUUCCCUUGCGACGGCCGCUGGGAAGGCUUCUGCAGUGGGUAUGUGUUGACUUUUCCCAAGGUCAUGGGCGUUG
Baudoinia panamericana UAMH 10762 is the source of this 1341-nucleotide messenger RNA. RefSeq lists its product as uncharacterized. Gene Ontology annotation, biological process: protein folding. Gene Ontology annotation, cellular component: endoplasmic reticulum. The record is from RefSeq and is a predicted model, not a curated record. NCBI's taxonomy places the organism in Eukaryota, Fungi, Ascomycota, Dothideomycetes, Mycosphaerellales, Teratosphaeriaceae. The coding region runs from base 136 to 1239 and encodes 367 amino acids. The transcript is spliced from 2 exons. Gene Ontology annotation, molecular function: protein disulfide isomerase activity.